GACGCCAUGGUGGAGCUGCCAGGACCCAAACAUGGCCCGGUCCAAAACCGGCUACUCUGGAUCGCCUCGACUGUGGGGUCAUCUCGAGACAAUCGAUGAGGAUAAUAGCGCUGUUCCGCCAUUGGAAUGCGCGGCCAGCGAACGUUGGUCCGAGGCACCUCCUCCUCGGGGAGGACAAGAAUGUAUAAAAGCUGGCUGCAUUCCUCGACUCUUUCAUCACCAUUCCAUCACUUUCCUCUGAAUCUUUAAACAAUAGCAAGGUCGUCCUAUCUUGCUAUCUUCCACUCCUCCACUAUCCUUCACAUCAACAUCAACUACCAAUCAUCCUAAUCAUGUCUGAUCCAAAGCCCCUCCGCAUCGUCAUGGCCUGCGACGAGGCCGGCCAGCCCUACAAGGAGACCCUCAAGGCGGCUCUCGAGAAGAACCCCUUGGUCGAGUCCAUCACAGACGUCGGUGUCAACUCGACUUCCGACAAGACAGCAUACCCUCAUCCCGCCGUCGCCGGUGCCAAACUGAUCAAGGAGGGCAAGGCAGACCGCGGUCUCUUCAUCUGCGGCACUGGCCUGGGUGUGGCCAUCUCCGCCAACAAGGUGCCCGGCAUCCGCGCCGUGACAGCACACGACUCUUUCUCCGUGGAGCGGUCGAUCCUCAGCAACGACGCGCAGGUGUUGUGUUUCGGACAGCGGGUGAUUGGCAUUGAGCUGGCCAAGAAGCUGGCCAACGAGUGGGUGACAUACCGGUUCGACCCGAAGAGUGCAUCAGCCGCCAAGGUGCAGGCGAUUUCCGACUAUGAGAAAGAGCUGGCGGGGACAGUCUAAUCUAGUGCACUAACCGAUGCAUUAAUACGAUAUUUCCUUCGAGCAAGCGAUUUGGUCGGACUGGCUCCGGGCCUUUUGGAUAAUCGACGAGUCAAGAUACCACGAGAGUGCGAUACCACAGAGUACGAACUGCAUGGCCGGCCCAUCAGACUGAACUUUGUACUUAGUCAUCUAUGCUCUGAAUACUAGUUAUCAUUUUAUCAUCCAAACAUUCCCCGUAGUUG
Aspergillus ibericus CBS 121593 is the source of this 1042-nucleotide messenger RNA. Its product is annotated as RpiB/LacA/LacB family sugar-phosphate isomerase. Gene Ontology annotation, cellular component: intracellular anatomical structure. Gene Ontology annotation, biological process: carbohydrate metabolic process. The record is from RefSeq and is a predicted model, not a curated record. The transcript has a single exon. Gene Ontology annotation, molecular function: isomerase activity. The coding region runs from base 333 to 818 and encodes 161 amino acids. Lineage: Eukaryota; Fungi; Ascomycota; Eurotiomycetes; Eurotiales; Aspergillaceae.